This is a messenger RNA of Talaromyces atroroseus, 1440 nucleotides long. RefSeq lists its product as hypothetical. Bases 1 to 1440 code for a protein of 479 amino acids. The record is from RefSeq and is a predicted model, not a curated record. NCBI's taxonomy places the organism in Eukaryota, Fungi, Ascomycota, Eurotiomycetes, Eurotiales, Trichocomaceae. The transcript has 4 exons. Gene Ontology annotation, cellular component: plasma membrane. Gene Ontology annotation, molecular function: transmembrane transporter activity. Gene Ontology annotation, biological process: transmembrane transport.
AUGGGGAACAUAGCAGAAACUGACGAUAUCGAGGCUGUCUCACCAAGUCUCGACGCGCCCAGCGUUGAUGACAAGGCCAUCUCAACCUCGACUGUCAAUGAAGCUAAGCUGCUGCGCAAGAUCGAUUGGCGAGUGAUGCCGAUGCUUUUCGUGAUCUAUCUCGUUGCAUUUUUGGACAGAGUCAAUAUUUCUAAUGCGUUGACGCUUGGCAUCAAAACCGACUUAGAUCUUACCGGCAACAGAGCCAACACCGCUCUGGUGGUUUUCUAUGCUCCAUAUAUCCUGUUUGAGAUCCCCUCCAACCUUCUCCUCAAGAAAUUGAAUCCCCACGUGUGGCUGUCAGGAUGUAUUGUGGCCUUUGGAGUCGUCAUGUUAGGCCAGGCAUUUGUCAAGUCUUACGGCGGACUGAUCGCGACUCGCUUCUUUCUCGGUCUGGCCGAGGCUGGCGUCUUCCCGGGAAGUUUCUACUUGAUUAGUUUCUGGUACAAGCGUGAGGAAUCCCAGAAGCGAUUUACUAUCUACUGGUCAUCCGUCAUCCUCGCCGGUGCCUUCGGUGGUUUGUUGGCAACCGCAAUCUCGAAAAUGGACGGCAUGCGCGGCCUGGCAUCUUGGCAAUGGAUCUUCCUUUUGGAGGGCAUAGCCGCCAUUCUCGUUGGCAUUGCUGCCUUUUUCUUCACGUGUGACUUCCCCAGGGAAGCCUCUUGGUUGACACCGGAGGAGAAAGCUUUUGUCGUCGCCAAAACCAAGAGUGAUGAGUCGCACAAUGUUGCCAUUACUAAACAGGACUACAUCAACUAUUUCCUCGACCCGAAGGCCUACCUUGGAGCCGUCAUGUACUUCACUAACGAAAAGCCUCUAGCUAUCGUCGUCCCCAUCUACGCCUUUUCCUACUUCGCGGCUACUAUCAUCCAGACACUAGGAUAUUCGACUGUAGAAACCCAACUGCAUACUGUUCCACCUUUUGCCGCGACCUUUGUCUUUGCUAUCAUAUUGGCUGUAUGGUCUGAUCGCGCAAACAUUCGCUACCCUUUCAUUUUGUUCGGAGACAUUCUAAUUAUUAUUGGACUCGCUCUGCUUCUGACAAAGCACGGAAAGUCUAACUUUUCUGUGGAGUACCUCGGCAUCUUUUUCGUUACUAUGGGUUCAUUUGGUGCUGGCGCCGUGAUUGUUUGUUGGAUUUUAAUGAACAACCAUGGCCAUGCCGAACGUAGCAUCAGCUCCGGUUUCACCAUCGGCUUUGGCAAUGCGGGAGGUAUCGUAGCCGUUUUUGCAUUCUUGUCCAAGGAUGCUCCUUAUUACACAACCGGAUACUGGGUCUUAAUGUCCAUGACUAUCGUCGGUGUUGUGACAACCGUUUUGUACGCCUUUUGCGUUUGGAGAGAAAAGCGCAAAGCCCUUGCGAACGGCCAAGUUGCAAAGGCUAACUCCUUGUCGCUAUAA